Messenger RNA from Malus domestica (apple), 1176 nucleotides. NCBI's taxonomy places the organism in Eukaryota, Viridiplantae, Streptophyta, Magnoliopsida, Rosales, Rosaceae. The record is from RefSeq and is a predicted model, not a curated record.
UUCGGGUUGACUGGAGCUCUACCCGGGCCAACCAGACCCGUGUCCACUAUCAGUAACGCAGCACGCACACCGUUUCUCAACUUUCAAUUGCAUUUGCCUUGCUUUGAGAAUAUGAAUGCUCUUGGCGGUGGCGGCCAUGGCGGCCUCUGGGGUUGGAACUACUCAUCACCCAGAAAACCGAAGCAGCAAAGAAAACGCCCAUUUGAUUCCAAAUCCCAGUCUUCCUCCAAAUCUGAGGACGCAACCGGAAGAGCAGGUCACUGGUUUCCGUUAAAGCAAGCCGCCACGGCUGGCACACUGGCUCUGACGGGAGAUACAAUUGCCCAGCUCACACAGCGCUGGAGAAAAGCAGAGGCGGAAAACCAACAGGAUGUAACACAUGCUCUCCUCUCACACCAUGAUUGGCUUCGUGCACUGCGGAUGACUUCCUAUGGGUUUCUUUUGUACGGCCCUGGUUCUUAUGCUUGGUACCAGUAUCUUGAUCAUUCUUUGCCUGCGAAAACUGUAGAGAACCUACUGCUGAAGGUUUUGUUGAAUCAAAUUGUGCUUGGUCCAUGUGUGAUUGCUGUUGUUUUUGCAUGGAACAAUUUAUGGCAAGGGAAACUCUCACAGCUUCCAGAGAAGUAUCGAAUAGAUGCUCUUCCCACCUUACUUUAUGGAUUUAGGUUCUGGAUACCUGUCAGUUUAUUGAAUUUCUGGGUGGUACCUCUUCAAGCUCGUGUAGCUUUCAUGUCCGUGGGUUCAAUUUUCUGGAACUUCUGCUUGUCUUCAACUAUGAGCAAGUAGCAUCUGUGCAUUUUAUCAACAAUUGUAUCAGCAAGCAGAACUUUGGCCACGAGGUUGGUUUGGAGGUCUGACAUCUGGGAGACCGCUGUUGAGAAGAAAAUGAGGACCAGAAGCAACUUUUUUGUUAAAAAAGAUGAAAUUCAAGCCCUUCGGAUUUGAAGUUUGAUUGUUUAACAACGCGGACCUUGUGAACUGAUUCUUUUUCUGCUAGCUGUAAAAGAAGAAAGGAAAACGGAUACUUUUCUUAACGUACCUGGUCAUUACUCUGAUUUUUGAGCCACUCGGUUGUUGAAAUUGCCUUUAAUUGGGCUAGGUUCCGUUACUUGAACGAAACUAGAUCUUGUGGAAUCAUAUUGAACAUUUGGCAAUGCAUUUUCAACUUUGCUAAAA